This is a messenger RNA of Dreissena polymorpha, 3341 nucleotides long. RefSeq lists its product as uncharacterized. NCBI's taxonomy places the organism in Eukaryota, Metazoa, Mollusca, Bivalvia, Myida, Dreissenidae. The record is from RefSeq and is a predicted model, not a curated record.
GAGAUAAAUUAAUUCAAAACACGGAACGCCCCCGCCAAAAUUGUAAACAUUAGAUGAAAAAUGGCGGCUGUCAAAGUUGGACAUGCAAGCAUAUUUCGAAAAUUGAGAGCAAAUAUAAUAGGAAUGAUACAUUUACCGGCCAGCCCAGGAACCCCCGGAUUCUCAGGGUCGGUAAAUGACAUACUGCUCAAGGCAGCGAGGGAGGCGGCCAUCUACAAGCACGCUGGCGUGGACAGCGUUCUUAUCGAGAACAUGCACGAUAUACCGUACCUCCACUCGUCGGCCGUUGGACCGGAAGUGGUGUCGGUGAUGACCGCCGCGGCAAGCGUUGUGCGGUCUGUGUUCAGCCACGCGCCCGUCGGGGUGCAAAUACUGGCGGGUGCCAACCAACAAGCUCUGGCUGUGGCUCUUGCAGCAGGUUUGGACUUUAUUCGCGCGGAAGGAUUUGUCUAUAGUCACGUGGCAGACGAAGGUAUAAUGGACGCCUGCGCCGGCCCGCUUUUAAGAUACAGACGACAUAUCGGCGCCCAAAACAUAGCUGUGUUCACUGACAUUAAAAAGAAACACAGUGCACAUAGCAUAACAUCGGACGUGAGUAUAGCGGAGACCGCCCGUGCCGCGGAGUUCUUCAGAAGUGACGGCGUCAUCGUUACCGGAAGCAGCACGGGACAGCCUGUCGACGUCGCAGAACUUACGGAUGUGUUGAAUGCGGUAAAAAUCCCGGUUUUCGUGGGAUCGGGCGUGACACUCGAGAACUUCCGUCAGUACAGUCACGUGACCGGCCUAAUUAUUGGCUCCUAUUUCAAAACGGACCACCAUUGGACACGGGACAUUGACGAAAGCGUUCUUGCGGACUUUAUGGACAAGGUGAAAAACCACCAAGAACGGGACUCAUGAUGACGGCAAAGAACACAUAUUAAUUCAUUGAGAAGUAUUAUAGGUGUCUACCUCUUGUUAUAUCAGAAGACAUAAUGCAACACCGAACCCAUGAUUUAUUUGGCUGCAACGGUACAACAUCUCUUUUUUCCUAUAUCAAGUGUCAGAAUACUGGAUACAUGUUCGAUUCGAGUGCGGCUCAGUGUGGGUACGAAUCGAAUACUUGACAGGUUGCGAAUUUCAUCGGAAAGGUGCCAGAGCGAGGCGUUAGAAGCCGAGGAUUUGUCAACUCUUUAGUUCACGUCUUGCUACAAAAACACACAGCAAUCAAUAAAAGUCAAUGUUAUCUUUAGGCGUCUCUCUAGCCGAACCGUACCGCUCUGGUCUGACUAAAUGUUAUACAAAUACUUUGAAAGCGGUCACGCAUCAAUAGACCCAAAAAGUAUAAUUGUGCAGUUAUUUGUUUAAAAAAAACUAGUUAGUUAAAUGUGUUCCUUAUGCUUUGAAUAUAAUAAGCGUUUUUAUGAAUAAAUGUAAAAAAGUACACUAUUUGAUUAUCUAGUCUUAACGUUCACGAAAUUCCGAAAAAGAUCGGGGGUUUUAACUAUAAAUACGGAGUAUAUCAAGAUUUUGGUUCAUGUUCGCGAUCAUAUAUAAUGCAAAUAUGGAUGUUUUAAUUUUAAAGAGUUUCAUAAAAAUCCACACCCCUUCUAUAGUAUUAAGAAAAUCUCUUGCAACAUUUUGUGUGUGCAUGGUUUGCAAUCCCUGUUUUCUCUUUUGCUAAGUCAGGCUGUUUUUCUUCCAAUAUACCCUGUUAUAUUUUUGACAGUAUUCAAUGCAACAGCUGAUGUAUCAAUUAUGUUGAUUAUUUGAUAUCCAACUCUUCUGACCUUUUCCACAGUUAUCAGUUUAACACGGACAUGAAAAUUAUGUUAACAACAUGUUACCGUGUCAAGUGUCAAUAACGUUGCUAUUGGCAACCAGCGUAGAAACCCGCCAUUAUCGUUGGACGUUUAUGUCUUUAAUUAAUACGUAAAUAAUUGUAAGAUGUAUGCAUCGCUAUAGUUACAGUACCCGCUCGAUUUCGGCCAUUGUACUAUAAAACUGCCUGCUUAAAUUUACAACAGUAAUCAUUCAAUUUUAAAACAUUGACAGUUAUUAAGGCGACAAAUAACUUGACUUCUGGUGAUAAAUUACUAAGUAAAUUCGACUUUUGACAGAUUUGACAGUUGAAAUUUUACUGACGGACACUGCGAAAUGGCCUUUUUUGGCGUCAACAUUUUCAAACGAUGGACAUUAAAUAAUAAUAUAUAAUAAUAUAUAAUAAUAAUAAUAAUAAUAAUAAUCUCUUUAUUUUCCGAAGGUUUUCCGAAAAUUCAGAACCUUUAUCAGUAAGCAAUCGCCUCGUUAACAAAUUUGAUGUCCCAAGUUCACUGCAUCUUGUUUUUUUAGGAAUGCACUUCUUACACAAAACUGAAGAAGAUAAUAACUUAUGUAAUCUUAAAUCAAUGUCAUCGGAAAAUGACUCUUUAAAAGAGACGUUUAUGUAAAUUAAAUGUGUUACCUACAUGUAAAUAACGGCGUCAUAUGUAAACCGAUAAUUAUAUUUAUUCUGACAGGAAUUCUAACCAAGUAUGAAAUUAAUUAAUCCAUUUAUGCCUAGCGUCUAGAAAAAAAAUGGCAUUGGUCUUGAUGCGGCGUCUCAUCAGGGUCUGCGCUGAUUGCUUAAAUGAAUUUCUUUAAGAAAUAUUCUAAAUAUAGAAAUAAAUAUACUAGACAUCCCUAAUUUUGGAAAUAAAUUGAUCCAAUUUAUAAGGAUGUGAGAGUCCACUAGGGUUAAUUAAUUGUAAGUGUAUGCAGUGCAAUCAUUGUUAGGAAUAAAAAUAUAACGCUCAAAUAAUUGUACAAUCUUGAGUAAAAUAUCUGUGUUUUUUUCUUGCCCCUUUUACCCGCAUUUUAUUCGAUUCUCUUAAUUGUUUGACAAAACGGAAUAGUACUUUUAAGCAAAGUAUUACUUUGACAAAAUUAAUUUUAAUUCAUAUAACGAAGAAUUGUUAUAAUUACUAUAACUUGGAAUGCUGUCCGAGCUCUGAAAAAAGUUGCUGCGUUCAUGCAUGUGAAAUGUUAACCAUGGUCCUAUACAAACAGGUCCCUAUAUAAACAUACGCAAUUUAUUACAACUUUCAAUGAUGCGCUAUUUUGUUAAAUUUAGUUCUGUAAGGGAGAUAACUAGUUCUGAGGAACUGUUGCAGUAAUGUCCCUUUCGCAUGAAGGCUAUGUUUACUUACGAAAGCAAGUAAUAUGCCUGAGGCGCAAGAUGAAUUCGUUUGUUUACCAUUCUACGUAGGAUUCCUGUCAACCAUGUCAAUGUUAAAACAGAUAAAUUUUAAUUUAUGUUCGUUUUUCUAAAACUUAUGUAAACAAGACAACUUAAAUGUACAAACAUUAAAAAUUACAUGACACUA